AUGGUUCCCUCUACCAUUACCUCUCUGGCCCUCGGCUUCCUUGCUGCCAUCCCAAUGGCGCAUGCAGCCGACUCUUCUCUUCACUACAGACUCCGUGCCCGAGUCACCGGGCCGAAGAACGGCACAACACCGCCAGUCGAUGGCUGGCCUGUGGAGGUCCACCGACUAGGAGUCCCAACCCGUCUGCCGCCCGACUACAUGUGGGGAGUCCUCAUCAACACAACCUUCUGGGACAGCCGUGGCGGCGACGUCUUCUACACGCAGCCAUUUGAGGAUGGCAAAGCGCACAUCAGGACCGAUGCCCCCAACGCUGCCAACGAAGUGACUCCCUUCGGCAUCACGGCGUUGGCCGGUUCGGACAAAUACCCAAUGGACGGCGUGGAGAUGGCCGCCACACGAUACAUUACCACCCCGCCCGAGGACGUCCUAGAUAUCACCGUCGACGACAAGAACGUUCCGUUCUUGUACAAACCAGGAGUCGAGAAGGCGACGUUCGCUGCUUGCACCGGCCUCUACCAGGAAUGGGCGACGUUGUACUGGAUCGAUGUUGGCAAAUACGGGACCGAUCCGAUUCACAACACCGGCCCCGAAUACCAGGAUUGCGUCCAGGUUGAGCUCGUCCCUGAGUGCACAUCCGAUGGACCGAGCUAUGACAGAUUGGAGGAAAGGCCUUGCGUUGCGGAUAUAACGACGGUUUUGUGA
Molecule: messenger RNA, 702 nt
Organism: Lasiodiplodia theobromae
Lineage: Eukaryota; Fungi; Ascomycota; Dothideomycetes; Botryosphaeriales; Botryosphaeriaceae
Exons: 1
Coding region: 1-702 (233 amino acids)
Source: RefSeq, a predicted model, not a curated record